Molecule: messenger RNA, 630 nt
Organism: Sturnus vulgaris (Common starling)
Lineage: Eukaryota; Metazoa; Chordata; Aves; Passeriformes; Sturnidae
Source: RefSeq, a predicted model, not a curated record
AUGAUAACUCUGCUAGUGAUGGUGUUGGAGGUUCAGCUCAGCUAUCCACUGAACAACAGCGACCUGCACCCGUUCAACAUUGAGGAGAAUGGUGGAACUCCAUACACCACAAAAAUGGCUGCGAGGCACCACCACCACCAUCGGCAUCACCACCACCACGCCAAUUAUGGUGCCCUUGCCCCCGAAAGCAAGGACAUUGUUUCUGCAGUUCCAAACCCAACCAAACUGAGCUCAGGACUUCCCCUUCUUUAUGAUGAAACUUCUCAUCUGAAGAAAAUAGAAACGGAGAGUGUGAAGGUAGUUGGACCAUGGCCAGCCCUGCACGUCAGCAUGAACAAGGCUGAAGACAAGAAAGUACCAGAAAAGACUCUUCAUGCCCCUGUGUCACCUUCAUCUGUACCUGACCAUUUGAAGUGCAACAUCCUCAAAGCUCAAGUGGAAGCUGCUUUUAGAGUGGGUGCCCAGGAUCAAACUGCAGUGUGCCCGGGGAUGCUGGAAGCUGGAUCUAGGAGCUCACUGCCAUGGACACCACAGGUGAGAAACGUGAAGAACCCACACACAGCUGUGGGAACUUGUGCUUUGCACAGGGCAUGCCAUACAGUUACCUGUAGGGCAAGAGCAAAUGGGUAA